AUGGUCUUGCAAAUCUUGCAAGAUGAAGCAAUAUUUGAGUGCAUGUACACAUCAAAGGCCUUUGACCCGGAAGCGGAGCAGAAGCGAAUAGAAGAAAUUGAAGCCCUGUCUGCUAUAAUAUAUGAUGAUGAAUGGUAUGCUAUUGAUGUAGAUGAGAAAAUUUUCUGCAUUCGAGUUAGUGAAUGCUUGGAAGAGCCAAAGUGGACUCUCUGUCUACAGGUGAUCCUGCCACCUGACUAUCCAACAGCUGCUCCACCUAUUUAUCAGCUUAAUGCUCCUUGGCUUCAGGGACAGGAGUAUGCAGAACUAGCAAAUAAUCUUGAAGAAAUCUAUAUACAGAAUCUUGGUGAAAGUAUCCUUUAUUUAUGGGUGGAGAAGAUACGGGAGUUUCUGAUAGAAAAAUCACACCAGUCUUGUGAUUCAGGGCCAGAUGUCAAAAAAAGUAUGGAAGAAACUGAUGUGGAGCAUGAAGAAACUCUGCUGGAUUACCUGCCCUUACAAGAGUGCACCACGUCAACCUUGAAUUUUUAUCUGUCUGAAAGGCAAGAAGGUGAAGAGUUACCUCCAAUUUAUUAUGGAAAUCGAAUUACAGACAGAAGAAGCACUUUCCAGGGGCGUUUAGCACCAGUAGUGAGCCCAAAACAGAAGAUAACAAAUAAAGGACAGGUCCAACACCAUUGGGCCUGA
Molecule: messenger RNA, 687 nt
Organism: Sceloporus undulatus (fence lizard)
Lineage: Eukaryota; Metazoa; Chordata; Lepidosauria; Squamata; Phrynosomatidae
Product: protein IMPACT-like
Biological process (GO): regulation of translational initiation
Cellular component (GO): cytoplasm
Molecular function (GO): protein binding
Source: RefSeq, a predicted model, not a curated record